AUGGCCCUCCAGCCCGGCAGCGCCAGCUCGGCAUCCGGCCCACCCCGCCGCACAAAGAACACCAUGGCCGAGCUCCGUCUCCGUCGCCUCCAGGAGCACAACCUGCGCCUCAAGGAGGACCUCGCCCGCCCCAGGAUUCGCGUCAGCGAGGCCAGCAUGUCGCUCAUCUCGUACUGCACCCAGACCCGCGACCCACUCCUCCCGUCCCUCUGGGGCGAGCUCAGGAAGGGCGAGGACCCGUACGCGCCCCCCGAGGCUGGCUGCUGCCUUGUCAUGUAA
Molecule: messenger RNA, 279 nt
Organism: Apiotrichum porosum
Lineage: Eukaryota; Fungi; Basidiomycota; Tremellomycetes; Trichosporonales; Trichosporonaceae
Gene: GG1
Product: Guanine nucleotide-binding protein subunit gamma
Exons: 3
Coding region: 1-279 (92 amino acids)
Biological process (GO): G protein-coupled receptor signaling pathway
Cellular component (GO): heterotrimeric G-protein complex
Molecular function (GO): G-protein beta-subunit binding
Source: RefSeq, a predicted model, not a curated record